Seminavis robusta is the source of this 2583-nucleotide messenger RNA. The record is from the annotation of a GenBank genome assembly. Lineage: Eukaryota; Bacillariophyta; Bacillariophyceae; Naviculales; Naviculaceae.
AUGGACUUGGGCGUGGACCAUGUCAAGAAUGGAAUCUUCCAGCAAAUCUUGGCCUGGUUGACCCUCUGCUUUCGGUACUGCUGGAAGAAGAUCAAAGGUGGCGAUAGCAACGAGGACGGCGCUCUCGACGUGGUGGAUGUCGUGGACCCGUCGGGUGGAAACAAGUUUACCACUCAGUUGGGUCAAGGCGGAGGAGCGAAUACUGGAGUUGUAGCUGGCGCCACGGGAAUGGCCGCUGCCGGUGCUGGAACCAGUGCUGGAGCCGGUGCUGGAGCCGGUGCUGGAGCCGCUAACGCGUCCACCGUGGUGGGACAAAUGGCUACGCAGGCUGCUACGAGUGCUGCUGGUGCCACUGCGACCGCCACUUCCGCUGCAGCUGCGAGUGCCGGCUUUGCAGCUUCAGUGACAAGUGCUGUGGCUUCAUUUGGGGUGGCUUCGCAGAUUGGAAUGGCUCUGGGAGUUGUUGCUGUGUCGGCUGCAGCCAUCAGCGGUGGCAUGGCAAUCAAGGAAGCGGUUAGCGUUGACGCAAAUGCCACUGCGCCUGCUGUUGUCGAUGAUAGCGUAUGGGUCCCCCCCAACUGCUCCCCUACUUCCCAGCUCAAGGAGGGCUUUGUCGAAUUGAAGAUCCGGGGCAUGCCCGAGGAUGCCUUGCCACAGCACAAAGAAACACUAGAAGCAAUCUUUCGUGAUCUCUACAACAAUCUUACAGGAAUGUGUUUGGAUCCCUUCUCGCGCGUCCUCCACGAAGCAGAACUGCGAGACUGGACUACAGAAGAAACUGUGGUUCUCGUCGAAGAUAUUGACCAAGUAUUGGAUAUCAAUGGGACCACGACUAAUACAAACAAUGCUACCAACGGAACCAUACAAAAACAGACCAGUAACAACACCAGUGAAACCACCAAUGAUGCGACUACUGAGCAACCGAAUAGCACUUUCCCAAGUAGUGGCAAUACAAGUGGUUUGGCACCCAGCCUGUCCAGGCGACGCCUGCAGCUGCAAGCCCAAAUUGACAUGUCCCAGUUCUUCAAUUUGUUCGCUGCAUCCUUUGGGUACAGUAUUGAGCCAGUGUUGUUUGAGAUUGGAAUAUCAGGACCCGGGCAAUCAACCUUGCAGGUUGUUUUUGCGACUACCAUGGCUGUCUCGUCUGGGGAUCGUGGUGAGGAGUCAGAAGUAGUGGUGCUUUCCAUAGGCAAUGCUGAGAUUGAGCCUCACAUUGAGGCAGUGGAAGAGAAUGAAAGCAUCCUAAUGACUCCAUUCAUAUCUGAUGAAUUAGCACUCCUGGCCGAGUGUGUUUCAGAGGACAAAGUUGAAGAAGACCCCACGGACAAAGAUGAACUGUGUAAGCAGCUUCAACAGGUGAUUGCAUUGGAGACCAAUGCUGCUGGAGAAAACAUUGAUGAAAAAGCUUUGGUUGCCUGUUUCGAGACUCCAACCAACCCUGUCUGUCAAGAAGUACUGGCUGCUGCUUUAGAUGCUGUUGCCAAUAAUCAAGAUGUUGAUUCAUUUAAUGCUGACGUGGGCAACACUGAGGGAAUCAACACAUCUGACAACAGUAACUCAAAUCAAGAUAUUGAUUCUGUUAAUAGUGCCACAUCAGGCACAGAGGAGGGUGUUCUUGCCCAUGACAAUGAUUCAGACAAAGGAGCAGGCAACCAACAAGGUGACUCUGCCAGUGACACUGGAGGUGGAGGUGAUGACACAGCUGAUGGCCCUGUGGCUGGUCCUGUUGGAGGAAUUGGAAUCCCAACCAACAAGAUGCCAACAGUUGAGAGUUCUGCUUUUGCUUCCAGUCCAGCUGCUAACUAUCCGUCAACCAUAUAUGAAGAUUCCAUGGGCAAUGCCCUGGCACCCUCUGCAAUGGGUUAUGCUGGGGAACCGCCAAGUCCUGAUUCAACUGCAUCCCUAGGUUGGGAAAGUGACACCCCUGCUGUCACUACAGACUUUUCACAUGCUCCUGGAUUCUACCCACCUUCCAGUAUAGGGAGUGGUCAGGACAUUGGUGUCCAGCCUGCAUCCCAACAAUUCAUGAGCCCGGCCAGUCCUGGUGGAACCCCUGGGCUCAACCCAAGUCCCCAAGGAGGAGAUUUUGAUUCUGUUGCAGGGGUUCAACCCUCUGCAAAGAAACCAACAAGCCCAGGAGAUCUAGGGUCUGCUCCUAGUGGUCAAGGUUUGGAGCCUGCAGCUAUUCCACAAGCAGCAAGCUUAGCUUCUGCUGUGCCAAACCCUGCAUUUCAACUUGAUCCAACAGCUUCCCAACCUUUGUCACCCAAUUUGGUUGUUCACACAGGUGGCCAAGCUCACGCCCCGAACUCCCUUCAGUCAAACCCAACCAUUCUCAUUCCAGGCAGUCCCAUACUUCUUGUUGUUCCACCUGAGAGCCCAACUAUCAUGAGUCAGUCAAGCCCAGUGGCAAAUCAAGCACUGUUAGCACCAGCUGCUUCUCCCAAUCUGAAUGUUCCACCUUCACAGGCCAAGCUUCCAUCAGUUAAACAAUGCUCCAGCUGUCUUGCCACCAGCUCCUUCUGGUGCAUUUUCAGAUGUUUCAAAAGCAAGGGACGAUGUGACUGGAUGGCCCACUGCUAG